Solanum stenotomum is the source of this 1862-nucleotide messenger RNA. RefSeq names its product U3 snoRNP-associated protein-like YAOH. The record is from RefSeq and is a predicted model, not a curated record. Gene Ontology annotation, molecular function: protein binding; snoRNA binding. The transcript has 7 exons. Gene Ontology annotation, cellular component: small-subunit processome. NCBI's taxonomy places the organism in Eukaryota, Viridiplantae, Streptophyta, Magnoliopsida, Solanales, Solanaceae. The coding region runs from base 164 to 1717 and encodes 517 amino acids.
ACCCUUAAACCCUAAACUCUGUGUGCUGCCAUUGUUCACUGGUCCUAAAACCCUAGUCACUACAUUACUGUUCCUUUGCUUUUAUUUCAAUUUCAGUCCAAAUUUGCAACUGAUUGUAACAUAUUUCUGCAAAAGUUGUGAACUUUAAGCUCACAAUUGAAUCAUGAAGAACCUGAAAAAGAAGAAAGCUUCAGCUCAAAACACCCAGAAGGGUAGUAAGAAGAGAUUUUCAGUUGAAAGCGACCCAUUUUUCAAUGACGACAACGACUUGAAAAGGCGAAAGAGAUUUGGAGAUGAUGAAGAUAUUGAGAGCAGUGAUGAUUCAGAGGACAUUUAUGGGUCUGAUGAUGAAGGAGUGGAUAGGAAUGAGAGGAAGGAUGAAGAAGAAGAGGAGGAGGAGGAGGAGACGGCAGCUGAGAAGAGAAAGAGGCUGGCGGAGACAUUUUUGCAUAGUAUGAGGGAGUCGAAGAGGAAGGAAGAGGAAGAAAGAGAGAGUGGAGAGGAAUAUGAUAGAGAGGAGAGGGAAGCAAUGAGAGACUCAUGGAUGGUAGACAUGUUGCAGAAGGAGCAGAUGGAGGGCAGUGGUCGUUCCAGAAAAGCUAUUGCUUCCAGGAUUCAAAAGCCUACCAAGGGAUUUCACAUUUUAGUGAAACAUCGACAGUCCGUAACUGCUGUGACUUUAUCUGAUGAUGACUUGAAGGGAUUUUCAUCUUCUAAAGAUGGUACUAUUGUUAGCUGGGACGUGGACAGUGGAAAGACAGAAAAGUAUGCAUGGCCUACUGAUGAAGCAUUGAAGUCACAUGGUGCAAAGGAGCCACAAGGUCGAGCAACAAAACAUAGUAAGCAUGUUUUAGCUUUGGCUGUCAGCUCUGAUGGACGCUAUUUGGCAAGUGGAGGCUUGGACCGUCACAUUCAUUUGUGGGAUGCCCGAACACGGCAGCAUAUUAAGGCAUUCCCUGGUCAUAAGGGACCUGUUUCAUGUUUGACAUUCAGACAAGGAUCUUCUGAACUGUUUUCAGGGUCGUUUGAUCGAUCCAUCAAGAUAUGGAAUGUGGAAGAUAGAGCUUAUGUAAAUACUUUAUUUGGUCAUCAAAGUGAAGUUCUAACCAUUGAUUCUUUGAGGAAAGAAAGGGUUUUGACAGUUGGACGAGACCGAACCAUGCACUUAUGGAAGGUUCCGGAGGAAUCUCAAUUGAUAUUUCGUGCUCCAGCAACUUCCCUUGAAUGCUGUUGUUUCAUCAAUAAUGAUGAGUUUCUAUCUGGUUCUGAUGAUGGAAGUAUUGAGCACUGGAACGUAACAAGGAAGAAGCCUGUCCACAUUGUAAAAAAUGCACAUGCUUCAUUGCAAUCAGUGGGAAUUGAACAGAGCAAUGGGGCCCUAUCAAAUGGCCACAUGGAAAAUGGCACCCUUAAUCCUCAGUGUCAUUCCUCUUCAGCACUCUCUUGGGUUAGUGCGCUGACAGUCUGCAGAAAUAGUGAUCUUGCAGCAUCAGGAGCUGGCAACGGGUCUGUUCGACUGUGGACAAUUGAAAAUGAAUCAAAAGGCAUCCAGCCAUUGUUUGAGCUCCCAGUGGCUGGAUUUAUAAAUUCCUUAGUUUUUUCAAAAUCAGGACAGUUCUUGGUUGCUGCAGUAGGGCAGGAACCUCGCCUAGGAAGGUGGGGACGUAUUGCUGAUGUUCGAAAUGGAGUUUUUGUGCAUCCUUUGAAUCAUUCGUGAUAUUGAGCUUGUUGCUCAUUGCCCAAUUUGGCUCAUGCUAAAAGGAGGAAUAGCCUUCUCUGUACUUUCUUGUGAGGUCAAUAUUUAUUUUUAUGUUGGCAAAAAUUUUGAUCUAUCAAUUUUGAUAUAUUUUUAUUCUCUCUUU